AUGCCGGCAACUCUCCGCGAGCAGCGGCAGCGCUGCCGCUGCUCGCGGAGAGGUCCGCGAAGCCUGGGCGCGCUGAUCUCAGCGCGCGCAGGCUUCGGCAUGCCGGCAACUCUCCGCGAGCAGCGGCAGCGCUGCCGCUGCUCGCGGAGAGGUCCGCGAAGCCUGGGCGCGCUGAUCUCAGCGCGCGCAGGCUCGGCAUGCCGGCAACUCUCCGCGAGCAGCGGCAGCGCUGCCGCUGCUCGCGGAGAGGUCCGCGAGCCUGGGCGCGCUGAUCUCAGCGCGCCCAGGCUUCGGCAUGCCGGCAACUCUCCGCGAGCAGCGGCAGCGCUGCCGCUGCUCGCGGAGAGGUCCGCGAAGCCUGGGCGCGCUGAUCUCAGCGCGCCCAGGCUUCGGCAUGCCGGCAACUCUCCGCGAGCAGCGGCAGCGCUGCCGCUGCUCGCGGAGAGGUCCGCGGAGCCUGGGCGCGCUGAUCUCAGCGCGCCCAGGCUCGGCAUGCCGGCAACUCUCCGCGAGCAGCGGCAGCGCUGCCGCUGCUCGCGGAGAGGUCCGCGAGCCUGGGCGCGCUGAUCUCAGCGCGCCCAGGCUUCGGCAUGCCGGCAACUCUCCGCGAGCAGCGGCAGCGCUGCCGCUGCUCGCGGAGAGGUCCGCGAGCCUGGGCGCGCUGAUCUCAGCGCGCCCAGGCUUCGGCAUGCCGGCAACUCUCCGCGAGCAGCGGCAGCGCUGCCGCUGCUCGCGGAGAGGUCCGCGAGCCUGGGCGCGCUGA
Podarcis lilfordi (Lilford's wall lizard) is the source of this 763-nucleotide messenger RNA. NCBI's taxonomy places the organism in Eukaryota, Metazoa, Chordata, Lepidosauria, Squamata, Lacertidae. The record is from the annotation of a GenBank genome assembly.